AUCAUCUGUCAUGGACUGUAUUAUUUUUAAUUUUUAGGUGCAAGAAAUGGAGCAAAUGUUACCAAACACCUGCAAAGUGAAGUUCGACGAUCCUCACUGCUUACACGAGUUCUCGCUGAUAGUCGCUCCCGAUGAAGGUUAUUGGCAAGGCGGCAAAUUCGUAUUCCGUGUCAGCGUUAGUGAAGAAUACAAUAUGGCACCUCCUAGCGUAAAGUGUUCAACGAAACUGUGGCACCCGAACAUAAGUGAAGAAGGAGACAUCUGCCUGAGUCUACUGCGCCAGAACUCGAUCGAUGGCCUAGGGUGGGCGCCGACGCGCCGUCUCAAAGACCUCAUCUGGGGAUUGAACUCACUUUUCACGGUAACUGAUAACAUGCAACAAUCAUUAUUUAUUAUAAUGAAUUGUGUUAUUUUCUAAUAUUUUUACAACAGU
This is a messenger RNA of Nilaparvata lugens (brown planthopper), 433 nucleotides long. RefSeq names its product NEDD8-conjugating enzyme UBE2F-like. The transcript has 2 exons. The coding region runs from base 47 to 418 and encodes 123 amino acids. Lineage: Eukaryota; Metazoa; Arthropoda; Insecta; Hemiptera; Delphacidae. The record is from RefSeq and is a predicted model, not a curated record.